This is a messenger RNA of Seminavis robusta, 426 nucleotides long. Lineage: Eukaryota; Bacillariophyta; Bacillariophyceae; Naviculales; Naviculaceae. The record is from the annotation of a GenBank genome assembly.
AUGCAGACGGGGCGUGCGAUUAUGCUGAGAGGUCUCCCAAGUUUGCUGGUGCCAUACGGAACUCGGAUUCCAAUGAACAAGCGAGCAGCCUGUCUCGGCGCCAUCGAAGAGCAGUUGAAGCGUUUCCUCAAGGCUGGAUAUGUCUACAAAGAGAGCGAUUUGCGCUGGCGCCAUAUCUUGUUCCUUGGUGAUGGGAAUGACGAGAAAGUCUUUCUUGCAGACCUAGGCUCCCUUCAAACGGUACCCCCUAGCGACCGUUCUGACAAUUCAAAAGUUGAAGAACAGAUGAAUUAUUUGAAAACCCAUAUGGUUAUGGAGGUUGACGGUGGCGAGGACGACGGUGGCGACGCCAAAACAGAAAGUGGGAAGAAGCGACCCCAGCAGCCUACAGGCGGUUCACCGGCGUCCAAGAAGGCGAAGGUCUAG